AUGCCGGCGGCCGCACCGGAGGCGGCGAGCAGGGAGCCGCGGGGGAGAGCGGGGAGGGGCGCGCCGGGCGCCCCGCCCCGGGAGAAGCGCGCCCAGGGGGCACGGGCCAGGGAGCCCCCCGCGCCCGGCUGGGCUCUGUCCCUGAAGGGGCUGGAGGCCAUGAGCCCCCAGCAGCGCCACCGCCACCUGCUCUUCGGGGACCUGCUUGACGACGUGGGUGCGGCCGCCUCCAUCUUCCCGCGCGAGUCCGCGGAGCUGGGGUACGGGAUGCCCGACCCGCGGGCGUGGACGCAGUCGCUGGAGUCGGCGGCAGCGCGCCAGGACCGGCUGCUCGGCGUCCUCAAGGCGGCCGAGGCCCGCGGCCGGGUGCGCGCCUUGCGGUUGCGCUACACCUUCAUGCGGGCGGAGGAGAUCACGCUGCUCAUCCAGCGACAGAAGUCGGCGAGCGCCGCCAUCCGGCUGGAGCUGUUCCUGCCACCGCAGCUGAAGCCCACGCGCAUCCCGGACCCUCUGGACCGCCAAGAGCGGAGGCGCGUGGAGACCAUCCUGGAGGAGAAGGUGGACAGCAGGAACUUCCUGCACUGACGGCCUGGCGCAGGGGCCGCACCCCCACCUCCCGCAUAAAGUCCU
Messenger RNA from Pipistrellus kuhlii (Kuhl's pipistrelle), 630 nucleotides. It is a transcript of the gene LKAAEAR1, whose product is annotated as LKAAEAR motif containing 1. The record is from RefSeq and is a predicted model, not a curated record. Bases 1 to 585 code for a protein of 194 amino acids. Lineage: Eukaryota; Metazoa; Chordata; Mammalia; Chiroptera; Vespertilionidae. The transcript has 3 exons.